Messenger RNA from Scleropages formosus (Asian bonytongue), 3550 nucleotides. Its product is annotated as 2-5A-dependent ribonuclease. Gene Ontology annotation, molecular function: ATP binding; RNA endonuclease activity; protein serine/threonine kinase activity. The record is from RefSeq and is a predicted model, not a curated record. The transcript has 8 exons. Gene Ontology annotation, biological process: intrinsic apoptotic signaling pathway in response to endoplasmic reticulum stress; protein phosphorylation; IRE1-mediated unfolded protein response. Gene Ontology annotation, cellular component: IRE1-TRAF2-ASK1 complex. The coding region runs from base 159 to 2936 and encodes 925 amino acids. NCBI's taxonomy places the organism in Eukaryota, Metazoa, Chordata, Actinopteri, Osteoglossiformes, Osteoglossidae.
ACGUCACACGUCGCACGCGACCCAGUUCACUUUUACGGAAGACGGAAGCUGGGUUAACCCUACACAAUAAUUGUGUUGGUUUCCUCCAGAUGCUCUGGUUUCCUCCCACAGUGCAAAUACAUGUAUUUCGGGUGGAUUGGUUUUGAUUCAGUUAUGAAAUGACCAUGUCAUUCGUAUUUUCACAAACCUUUCCGCUUGCAUUACCUACACAAGUGCAAGUACAAACAGUACCACCACCAGAACACACAGAUCCUAUAAUUCAAUGUGUUAUUGAUGGGAACUUGAAGAAGCUGAAGAAGCUGAUUAAUAGAAACAGGGACAUCAAUGGCCUCUACCCCUGUGCAAUCUGGGGAGAUUAUAUUACCCCUUUGAUGGCUGCAGUUAGGUCUGAGAAGGAGGAUACCUGUACAUUCCUCUUGAAAAAUGGAGCAGAUCCCAACAAACCUUCAAGAUUUGGCUGGAGAUCACUCCAUUAUGUUUCACAUUCCACACUAAGUAUUCUGAGGAAAUUACUUGAAGCCAAAGCAUACCCAGAUGAAAUACCAGGAGAAGCUACUACACCACUUCAGAAUGCUGUUCAGAUGGACAGAGCUGACAUUGUGAAAGAACUGAUAAUGGCUGGUGCAUUUCCAGAUGGCAAUUAUGGAAAAAAUCCAGAGGUUGAUGAAAAAUUAGUCGAAAUCAUCACUCAUUUUGCUACAAAAAGUGAAGAUUUUCUCAUUAUGAAAAUAUUUUUUGAUUUUAAACAUUUGGUUUUACGUAAAUCACCAAAAGAAGUGUUUGAACACUUUAGAAAAGACUUGUUUAAAGAACACCCCAUAACGCACUUGACAUUGGUGGACUUCUUUUUCAGGAAUGAGGAGUACCAGCAGAUAUGCAUUAAAUUCCUAAAGGAGUCUCAGAAACUAGAUUCAUAUAUAGAGGAAACCAUUGAACGAUUUUCUCGAAUUCCACCUAGAGCACAAUGGAACGCUGUAAACAGCCUAAAUGUGGUGUUCUGCAUUGUGAAAGAAGUAUCUGUUGAGGAUUCCCUUAAAAUAAUCCCUAAACUACUGAAAUAUCUUUCCUCUGAGAUACUGGGAAAAGAAGUGCGUGAUGAGCUCAGAAUGAAUAUCAUCAAACUGCUAUACAUAAUUACACAGAAGACAUUGGGAAAGAGAGAUGGCUGGGACAGCACUUUGGCAAUGAGCCUUUAUAAGGGUGUUUUACCUUUCACAAAUUCAGUUCAUCAUUCUUCAUUGAGGACUCUUACUUAUGCCAUACUUGCUAACCUGUUUGCAUUUGAAUGUAUUCCCCCUGCCAUGGCAUCCUCGGGAGUGACCUCAGUGCCUGAGGUGGUGCUGAGUAAAGCAGAGGUAGGGAUGGAUGAAGACUUGAAAGAAAAACUCAGGUCGCUAAAUACAGCUCUUCAGAGUCCACCAGGUGCUGCUCUGCAGCCUGCAAAUGUUGUAAUUGAGGAAUCCAAAAGUUUCAGCUUGUCAAUGAAGAAAAAGCAAAAGAAGAAGAAAAAGAAACCUAAACAAUCACAGUUACCAACGCAGGAGGAAAGAAGUGGAUGUCCUUCUGGACUGGAAGACAAAUCCAUAAGUAACACAGAUUCUGAUCACGAGCUUGGAAAAUCAGUACAAGAGUCAGGCUCUAUUAAUGACGAUCUAAGUAAGGAGAUAAGGACUUCUGUCAGUGAGUCUACAACUGCGCAACGUCAGUGGUAUGAAAUCAGUGUUCGGUGGAAGUCGCAGUUGCAGAAGUUUGUCAGCUUAAGUGCAAAUGAAGUGUACAAAGUUGGAAGCAUAAACCUUGCAGUGAAUGAAAAUUUCCGAAUUGCAAAGGGGAGCGAUGGAACUGAAGUGUAUCUUGGCUUGAGAGACGAUGGUACAGAAGUGGCCAUUAAAAGAAUGCUCAAGUCAAACUAUCAGGUUCUGAAGAAUGAAUGUGAGUUUUUGAGACUUCCGAAGCUGGAGAGUCCUCACAUUGUAAGAUAUAUUGAUUUUGCUGAAGAUGAGAAUUUUGGCUACCUGGUGCUCCAGCUUUGUGAGUACACUCUGGAUGAAUACAUCAAAGAGCACGUACCCAAGGACAACACCUCUGUCUUAAAGAGAAUUGUGUAUGACAUCCUCCACAGUCUAAGUGUCCUUCACAAUGACGACAUGAAAAUACUGCAUCGGGAUAUCAAACCCCAGAAUGUUCUGAUAGAUGUAAAUGGAAGCGCACGACUGGCAGACUUUGGCAUCAGUCGCAGACUUCAUUGGCAGGAAACCACUCUGCACACCGCCAGCGUGGGAACAAGGUGCUGGAUGGCCCAGGAGACGCUGGAUGAAGAUGCUAGAAACGCAUACAAACGCUCCUCAGACAUUCAGGUGGCUGGAAUGCUGAUUUACUAUAUGCUCUCUGGUGGACACCACCCUUUUGGGAAAGGAGCCCUUUGUGAAGCUAACAUUUUCCAGGGGAACUAUUGCCUGGAUCAGGUGGAAGAUGAAGUUGCAAAGGACCUUAUAGAAUGGAUGAUCCAGAAGGAUCCCAACAAGAGACCAAGGAUUGAUGAAACACUUGCUCAUCCCUACUUCUGGGAACCAGAGCAGAGAGUAGAGUACUUGAAGAAAAUGGGCAAUCAGAAGGAAGUUCAGAAUUACAGCGAUGCUAGUGAUGAGCUCCUUCAAAACAUCAAUGAAUACACCCAUGGGAGGUCCUUUGCUCAGUGGAAGUCAAAGCUGCCUGCCGAACUCAUUCAGAAGCUGGAAGGCAAGAAGAAGGGGUACCCUGAGAACACCCUGGGGCUGCUGCGCUUCAUACGCAACCUGCAUGAGCACUACCCUACAGAUGCUGAAGCACUUGACUUGAUGGCCACCUUCCCGGACCUCUUCAGCAGCGUGUACAAGUUUGCCAAAAAAAUGGACUGGAAUUCAAGACCAAAUCUUAGAAAAAUCUUCCGAAAAUAAACCUGUGGGGGUCACCUAUAGAUUCAAUCUACAGUUUUAAAUUCUGCAAAGAAACAAAACUUCGAGCUGAAACAUGUGCAGUUUUAUUGUAUAAUUUUUUUUUUUUUUUUUUAAAAACUACUGAGGGCACCAAUACCAUUUCACAGCUGCUGUGAAAUAUCUGAUAUGUUAACAUCCAGACCCUGUCCUUAUGUUUUAAUGUAAGCAAUGCAAUGUUGAUAAGGUAAGGAGGAGGUGUUUUGGAGAGCAAUAGUUAAAUGUGGCCUGUGUAGUAACACCGCCUGAACUGUGAUCACAUUUCAUACUUGUAAAUUAUUAGGCUUUUUAGUUCCAUUACUGGAUCCUGUGUGAUAACACACAGAAAAAUUAAGGAUGGCUUUCAAAUCAGGUGUAUGAAAUUAGAAUGGAUUGGCUGGAGGAAGAAUAGGAUGCUUUUACUACUAAAAGAAUUGAGAAAUGUUAAGAUGAUCAAGUGAAUGGUGCUUAUUCAAAAUGUAUUUUAGUUUGUUCUUUGGCUAGUGCCUUUAACGAAAGCAACCUAAAACAUUUCACUGUACCUGCUGCCUUUGGACCCAAAAGUCAUUAGUUCAAAUUCCACCUCCAGCUGUGGUACC